UAUGAUCUUCCGAGUCGCACCUCGGACAGCUAUAUAAACUAAGGAGCAUACCAGAUUAGACAUCGCAGUAGUUAUCGUGCGUCGUCAUGGACAGGUGUCUCCAGAUAGUGCUUUACGCAGUCGCCAUCGGCGUUGCUCGUGCUAGACCUGAUAUCCUUCAGGGCUACGUGGUUCCAGUCGGCCUCUCCACCCAGUACCACGCUCAAGAUGCACUUGGACAAUACAGCUACGGGUACUCUGAUGGUCUGUCUAGCAAGAACGAGGUGAAGACAUUCGACGGUGUGACCCGCGGUGGAUACUCAUACUUGGAUUCUAAUGGAUUAGUCCAGAGUGCCGCGUAUACAGCAGACGCUGUGAAUGGCUUCAAAGUGUCGGCAACUAACCUGCCCGUGGCUCCCAAAGCUGACCCCGCAGAUGCACCCAGUCCCGUCCAAGAUACGCCUGAGGUAUCUGCGGCUAAAGCCGCCCACAAGGUGGCACAAGACGCUGCUACCGUGGCCGCUGCGGCCCCCGAGGUCCCUCUUGUCUACUCAGCGAUAGUGCCCGGUGGCUUCGCUUACUCCACAUAUGGCGGAGUUCCAGGCAUAUUAGCUUACUCUUCUGUAGCACCAAUACCUCUUGUUUCUCCAGGAGUUCCAGCUGAUACACCAGAAGUCGCUGCUGCAAAAGCUGCCCACUUCGCUGCCCACGUCGAAGCCAAGUUGAAGAGCCUUGGCUGAAAAGAAGAGUACAGGAACUGAGGCUUCCCUUUCAAUACUUAAGAACUUGGCAAUCCGAUUCUAAUUACUGUAAGGCAAACGAAAGUAGGAGGUAAAUUGUUGUCAGUUUUGACAUGACCACUUCCGACUUACAAAAACAAUGCAUUUUCAAAUUCGGCGCACACACGGUCCUUUGUAUUCUUACAGCGAUACGCAUAAAAUCCUCCUCAGUUCGCUGUGUUAUUUUAUUUGUUUUCAUUUAAAUUCAGUGAGAAACUCAAAAUACCAAUCAUUUUUGACAGUAACUGUGAAGAGGUGUUGUAAAGAGAUUCCUGCAUUUUCCGGUCUUUGGCUUUAAUUUCGAAUGCGCUUUUCCCAGGUUUCCCUGGACUGGACCUCUGUUUAUGUAAUUUUUUCUUAAGUUUCCUUUUGCCUCUCAUACAUUCACGGGGCAUUCUCUAUUUUCCAUCCUACUUACAAGUCAAAUAAGUCCCUGCAACUAAUUUUAUGUUCUUUCUUUAACUAGUUGAUGUACAGUUCCUUUAUUCUCUUAUAUGUAUACAGUACGAAGCUAACAGUCUUCAUUAUAUUAGUCUUCAAGACAUAAAAUAUAAAUGUAACGUAGCGUAUAGUAUCUAUGAUUUCAUUUCUGCAAGUGUUUUAAAAGCAGUCAAUAAAAGUAAUAUUUUAUUACAUAAAUUCACAAAUUAA
This is a messenger RNA of Zootermopsis nevadensis, 1409 nucleotides long. The record is from RefSeq and is a predicted model, not a curated record. Lineage: Eukaryota; Metazoa; Arthropoda; Insecta; Blattodea; Termopsidae.